Paracoccidioides brasiliensis Pb18 is the source of this 2946-nucleotide messenger RNA. RefSeq lists its product as uncharacterized. The transcript is spliced from 2 exons. The record is from RefSeq and is a predicted model, not a curated record. The coding region runs from base 1 to 2946 and encodes 981 amino acids.
AUGUCGUCGGCAUCAGAACCAUCUCUCCUCGAAUACGCUCGCUUUCACAAUAUCGCCAACAGCAGUAUUCUCGACCCAUCCCAGUUUAUCAAACCGGCCGUCGAAGACAUAGACCCUUCUGUUGAUGAUAUAAUCCAAAUUCCUUCUAUUGAUCUAUCAGGUGUCCACUCUGAGAUAAAAGCAAUAUCUAAGGAGAAGCUUGAUUUUAGCUGGACUAGCGCACCCCUCUUAGUAUCUAUUAUUAAAUCUACCGCCGAAUCGAAAUAUGAAGAGCCAAAUGCGAAUCGUUAUGGGGAAGACGAAUAUCUACCAGACUUCUAUCAAAUUCGAAAUUUGAAAGAGGAUACUCCAAUGCUGCGGAUAGAUCAUGAACUUGAUGUGCAAUCAUUUCGUCAAAAGAUCUCACUCCAUGCCAUUGAGAUUAACUUGCCACUAGAACACGUGAAUGAUGAGAAUGACGAAGGUUUGAAGUUUCCAGCAGUAUUUUGGCUCAAGUCAAAGCAGUUACGAGAAAUUUCCCAAGGUGAAAAGCUGGACUGUACAAAAGAGGUCUUGAUAUUUCUUCAGGAGAUCAAAGUUCAGAUUCUGAAGGCUAGGCAACCGGCUAGCGAUGACUGGUUAGAUGAAGAGAUUAUCUGCUACGGCAAGAGAAAAGAGAUCGACCCUCAAACACCGAUACUUUUACCUAGGGACCGAACAAAAGCUCCAUUUAUCCCGUCUUCCCCUUAUCUAGAACUAGAAAUCCUCUCGGAGCCAAUUACCCCCCUGGUGCCUGGAUAUCAAGACAUUGAGAGCCAACAACUUGAGGCUACUCCCGUACGAAACUCCCAUGACGUAGUCAGGGGGUUUCUUACGGGUACCAAUGGCGGUGUAUAUCCAGAACUCUUGUCAGGUAUAUCGAAUAAAGCACCACAGGCAGCAUCCUUAGAGCUAUCUUUAGAUCCUCUUGUUAGGAAUAGCAUGAAAGAUUUCAAGGUUGAAACUCCCAUCGCUCCGCCCGUAUCGACCAAAAAGAGAUACGCUGAAAAUGAUGAGGAAAUUACAAAUGCCAUGGCGAGAUCUGGCGUUCUCCCUGAAUGGAGUUCCUGUGACGAAAUAGAAAUUGAAAAUGGUGACCUCGUCGAGAAUGGCCUCGAAGAAAUUGCCAGUGCAGCUAAGAAAAUAACUGACUACAAACAUAAAAACGAGCUCAUCAAGGGAAUUGGUAUUUCCACUCGAUGUGAGGUGCCUAUACUUAAGUCGCCACACACUUUUCCACCGUGGCCUCUCAUCAACGGCCUAUCGGAGUCUGAACUGAAGGAUUUAUAUCACGCCUUUAUUUCUAAAGUUAAACAGGAACAUUUAAUUGGGUCCCACAGUUUCCAUUAUCAACGUGGACAGUAUCUCAAAUGGGUACCGUUUGCAGUGGAAUUACGGAGGCUGGACGUCAAUGAAAAUAUUGGGCCAAUGGACGCACUAGACUGGUUAUAUUGCAGAGUCGAUCUGUUAAACCGUGUGGAAGACGAGGUCGAGAAAUUUAUGCCAGAUUUCCCUCAUGACUCUCGCCUUUCGAAUCUAGACGACAAAGAGGAACCGUCACGAGCUUGCAGGGAAAUAGAACGACCGGUUUCAUCAAUCGUAAGACAUGCCCUAUUUACUGCUAUAAAUGAACCAAAAAGAAGUUGUCCCCAAUAUCAGCAUGCAAAUAAUUUAGGAGGAGUUUCCCAAAAGCGAGCAGGUUCCCAGAAUUUUUCAAAUAUUAGACUGGAUGUGGAAAAUCGGCGAGCUGAAAGAACGCGAUUUUCCAAAAUUUCACCUCUAGAUUCUCUUUCGAAUUUUAUGGAAGUUCGUGGUCACAACCUUAGGGCUUCCCGUCCAGAUGUGUGUCCAUAUUUUUCCCACCCAGCUCCACCGGAAUUGCCGGUUUCGGCAUCAGGUACCCUGAGUCCCGGGAUUGGUGCUCAUCUGCUGGAAAGGUCCACUCAGUUAGGCUCUCAUGCUACUUCCAUACCCACAUUAGCCUUUCCAAGCACGAUUGCGCCUCUAGGAGCAUUAACAUUUGUGAUAUCUACCUCACUUCUCCAAACUCAUCGAGCGAUAAUCCACAAUCUUGAAUCAUUGUUCCCACCAUGUCAUUUAUUUUUCCGUGAUUCUAAAGCGGCGAGUCCUCGUCAUCCACAAUUGUUUUCGCAAGUUCAAGGUCAUUCUACCGAUUCACCAAGCGAUGAACCUCAAAUAGCAGAUAUAUCAAUUUCACCAGCUGCAGGCGUUAUUUUAACCACCACUCAAGAUAUACUUCAAAAAUAUCUGCCGGGCCACCAACCACAUCAUCAGGGAAUUGUACAUGAACUGAAUUCUCCCAUUCGCCAGCGCAUUUCCAACGUUUGUCUUUUAUAUGAGGAAUUAUAUGUUAUUAUUUGCAACCAAAUAAAUAGCCCGAAGCAACACGCCUCAGAAAUAGGAAUGAACGUUAGCACCAUGAAUGCUGUUGACUCGCUGAGGGCGUUUUGUGAUUCCCUAAACCACUUUACGACAGUAACUGUUUCCGUCGUCAUGGCUGACCCUAACAACUUAACAAAUUGGCUAGUAAGCGCUGCAAACCGAUAUCAUGUUUCUUCCCGAUGGUCCCCUGCCAACCCUAUCACCGGGAGAGGCGAAUCCAACCAGGCUUUCUCGGUGGGAGAUGCCUCACCUCACGAGCUUCUUCUUCGCCAGAUGGGCUUGAAUCCGUUUGCAGCACUUAUGGCACUGUUUUAUCCCUUUGAGGAGAGGAAGACCGGAGACGAUUUAGGGUACGAUAGAAGUUUCUUGAUGAAUUUUCCAACCAAAGGGACUUUAGAUAUGCACAAAGCGCUCGCCCGCUUUGUUGGUAUGAAUCCCUUAGAAAGAAAGCGUAUAUUUGCGCCCAUAUUCGGUCAACGUGUCUUAGAACGUGUGGAACGAAGACUAGGCGUUGAGGAGCGGUGA